Messenger RNA from Stegastes partitus (bicolor damselfish), 1128 nucleotides. RefSeq names its product growth hormone releasing hormone receptor 2 (gene ghrhr2). Gene Ontology annotation, molecular function: G protein-coupled peptide receptor activity; peptide hormone binding. The transcript has 12 exons. Bases 1 to 1128 code for a protein of 375 amino acids. Gene Ontology annotation, cellular component: plasma membrane. Gene Ontology annotation, biological process: cell surface receptor signaling pathway; adenylate cyclase-modulating G protein-coupled receptor signaling pathway. The record is from RefSeq and is a predicted model, not a curated record. NCBI's taxonomy places the organism in Eukaryota, Metazoa, Chordata, Actinopteri, Pomacentridae.
AUGAAUGCUCAGCUGAAGGAGAUGUUGAUGCUGAAGUUUGUCUACGUGUCAGGUUGUGAGAUGCAGUGGGACGGAGUCAGCUGUUGGCCGACUGCUUCUGAAGGAGAAAUCGUCUCCGUCUACUGUCCUCGGCUGCUUGUCUCCACAGCUCUCAUCACCAGGAACUGUACGGUCGCAGGAUGGAGCCAACCAAGCCUGCCGUACUACAAAGCCUGUUACUAUGAAGCCUAUGAGCAAGAUGAAGACGUGGGGAAAGAGAAAAACUACUUUGAUACUCUGAGGCUGAUCUACAGCGUUGGAUACGGAGCGUCUCUGGCUGCUCUGCUCGUCGCUGUUCUGGUUUUCUGCUGUUUCAGGAAGCUGCUCUGCACACGCAACUACAUCCAUCUCAACCUGUUUGUGAGCUUCAUACUCAGAAGUCUUGCUGUGUUCAUCAAAGAUGCAGUGCUGUUUGCAGACAAAAGCAUGGACCACUGCACAGCGUCCACGCUCCAGUGCAAAGCGGCAGUGACCUUCUUCCACUUCUGUGUUUUAUCAAACUUCUCGUGGCUGCUGGUUGAAGGUUUGUACCUGCAGACUCUGCUGCUGCUCACCUUCAUCCAGACCAGGAGGCUCCUGUGGAUCUACGUCGUCCUCGGCUGGGGUUCUCCGUCACUGACUAUUGUGAUCUGGGCCCUGCUGAAGACACAGCUAGACGAUGAAGGGUGUUGGGACAACCUGGAGAGCCGCUUGUGGUGGAUAAUCAAGAUUCCCAUUCUGCUCUCCAUCUUCAUAAACCUCUUGAUCUUCCUCAACAUCAGCAGGAUCAUUGCUCAGAAGACGAAGGCCACGAAUACAAACCAAAGUGAGACACGAGUCUACAGGUCACUGGUUCGCUCCACGCUGCUCCUCAUCCCCCUCUUCGGCCUUCACUACGUGCUGUUUGCUGUGGUCCCAGAAAAUGUCGGCGUGAGGCCUCGACUCUACCUGGAGUUAGUUUUAGGCUCCUUCCAGGGUUUCAUCGUUGCCGUGUUGUACUGCUUUCUAAACGGGGAGGUCCAAAAAGAAAUCCAGAGGGCGAUGAGAAGGUGCUGGCCUGAGACAAAAACCAGCACCAUCAAUCCACCAACCCAAGAAGACGUUCCCUGA